Molecule: messenger RNA, 4488 nt
Organism: Thamnophis sirtalis
Lineage: Eukaryota; Metazoa; Chordata; Lepidosauria; Squamata; Natricidae
Source: RefSeq, a predicted model, not a curated record
UUGGCUCCAAAGGCUGCGCGUCCCCGCCCAGCCGUCCCUCCGCCCGCCCUGGAUGGGGCUGAAUCGCGUCUCCGGAUGGAGGAAAGCUUGCCAGCUCCUCUCUCUACGGGCUGGCUCUAUUUGACUGACAGGCCCGAAACCAAUCAUAACCAAGUAGCUCAAAGGUGAUGGAUCCUCCUCCUCGAGGGGAAUCGAACAGGAGUUUCCACGACUUCUCGGGAAUCGGGGCGACGAUCAAGAGAGCCAUGGAACCCCCGUUGCUGAAUGAUACAGAAGAAAUAGUUGCUUUGUACCGUGAUCUGAGCCAGUAUCCUUCGCUUUCCCAUGCUUGUAUUGGGCCUGAAGUAACAACUCAGUAUGGUGGCAAACAUUGCAAUAUUUAUACAGAGUGGUCACAGCGGGACUUGGAAAGAGCGGAAAAUGUGAAAUUCUGCCGUCAAUACCUCGUUUUCCAUGACAACCAGUCCGUCAUCUAUUCUGGCCCCACAGGCAAUUGCACUGAAGUCAAAGGAGAACUGCUCAGUCGGGAUUCUCCAAGUGGAACUCAAAAAGCUGUUGUACGAAAGAUGAACAAUAGCAAAGGCGAGGAAAAACAGUUCCUGGAGGUCUGGGAAAAAAACCGGAAAGUGAAGAGCAUCGAGUUGACAGCUCUAGAGAAGCAUGGCCAAGUAUAUGAUGAUGAUCAGUUUGGCUGUUUGGCCUGGUCACACUCAGAGACUCACCUUCUCUACGUGGCAGAAAAGAAGCGUCCCAAGACAGAGUCUUUCUUUAAGCCCAGAUCCCCUGAGCUGAACACUGAAGAGGAACUGGCCAAGACUGAACGAGACAAAGCAGUAAAGGGAGAACAGUUUGUAUUUUAUGAAGACUGGGGGGAAACUCUGGUGGCUAAGAGUAUCCCUGUAGUGUGUGUAUUGGACAUUGAGAGCAGCAAUGUUUCCGUGCUAGAAGGUGUUCCAGACGAUAUCUCACCUGAGUGGCGCCACACAGAUCUGGAGCGCCAUCAGAAACUGAGGUUCAGUCGCCAGUAUAUCCUUCACCACGAUGGCAGAGAAAUUGUUUCUGUUACUCCCGUUGGUAUGCCAGCUGAGGUUCACAAUCAGUACAUGGUAGCUUUUCUGCCUCCUGCAGGCAAGGAAGCAGACGUGAACUGGGUAUGUCUAGAAGAAACCAGCCCAAUUCAAGGUAUUAGUUGGGAUGUCCAUAUUCUUCAACCUUCUCCGGAUCAAGACAAUCCCCAGUACCGAGGCCUAGAUUUUGAAGCUAUACUACUAAAGCCCACUCAGGUAGCAGAGCAAACCAAACUUCCAUUAGUGGUGUCACCACAUGGAGGCCCGCAUUCAGUGUUCACCACUACCUGGAUGCUGUAUCCAGCAGUGCUCUGUCGAAUGGGAUUUGCUGUGCUGUUGGUGAAUUACCGAGGAUCUUUAGGCUUUGGCCAGGAUAGUGUGGAUUCACUACCAGGAAAUGUGGGCUGCCAGGAUGUCAAAGAUGUGCAGUCCUGUGUAGAGCAGAUGCUACAGAAAGAACCUCUGGAUUCAAACAGAGUAGCUUUGCUUGGAGGAUCUCAUGGAGGCUUCUUAUCUUGUCAUCUGAUUGGCCAAUAUCCUGGCACUUAUAAAGCCUGUGUGACCAGGAAUCCUGUAGUUAAUAUGGCAUCCAUGUUUGGAAGCACGGAUAUCCCUGAUUGGUGCAUGACUGAGAUCGGGCUACCCUAUGACCAAGCUGCUCUCCCAGUUCCUGAACAAUGGGAAAAGAUGCUGCUUCAUUCACCUAUGCAGUUUGUUGACAAGGUUCAAGCACCAGUUCUCCUGUUGAUUGGAGAAGAAGAUAGACGUGUCCCCCCCAAGCAAGGCUUGGAGUAUUACCAUGCACUUAGGUCCAGGGGUAUUCCAACCCGGAUGUUGCAGUAUCCGAAUGAUAAUCAUGCACUAUCCAGUGUGGAGGCUGAGCUGUCCGGCCGAAUCGGGACCGUCUACCAAGAAGUCAGCCGCUUUCCGUCGGUGACUUAUGCCAGCGUCGGACCCGAGGUUGCUGCCCGUGGCGCCAAGUGCCUGCCCCUCUACACGGAGUGGCGCCACACAGAUCUGGAGCGCCAUCAGAAACUGAGGUUCAGUCGCCAGUAUAUCCUUCACCACGAUGGCAGAGAAAUUGUUUCUGUUACUCCCGUUGGUAUGCCAGCUGAGGUUCACAAUCAGCUGCUGAUUGGAAUGUCUCCUACUGGGAAAUAUAAAGCUAUUCUCACCCAUUAUUUGGAAUCGGGGCAGAAACAGGAGGUCCUGGAGGUUUGGAGCAACAGUGGGAGGGUAAGAAAUAUCAAUCUCACAGCGCUGGAUAAACAUGGCAAAGUGUACACAGAUGAGCAGUUUCGAUGCUUUGCUUGGUCCAGCUCAGAAACGCAGAUUGUGUAUGUUGCAGAAAGAAAGCACUCUCCAAAACAACAUUUUUUCUCUCAAGAGGAAUUCACUGAAGGACAGGAGAAUGAGCGGUUUGUGUACAAUGACAACUGGGGAGAGGCACUGGGUGACAAAAGUGCUCCUGUAUUAUGUGUGUUGAAUAUUGAAACCACUGAGGUUUCAGUGCUACAAGACAUCCCAGGGCACCUCUCCCCUGGGCAGGCCCUGUGGUCCCCGGGUGACAAGGGAAUAAUAUUUGUCGGCUGGUGGCAUGAGCCAUUCAGGUUGGGAUUAUAUGCCUGUUCCAAUAGAAGGUCAGCUCUAUUUCUCUUCGAUCUGUCUGAAAAUAGCUGUGAACUAUUGACUUCAGAUGAUCAGUCUGUCUCUUCUCCCCGGCUCAGCCCUGACCAAACUCACCUGUUAUACUUGGAGGGACCAGUGUUUGGGUCUCAUCGUCACUGUUUGAAGCUACAGUUGCUCAACUGGCAAGCGAAGUCCUCCUAUACAGUAGUGGACAUAGUCAGAACUUCCACAACUGGUUUUUAUGGGAUUUACUCAGGAGCACUGUCCAUGCUUUGCUGGGCCUCUGAUAAUCAAAGAGUCUUACUUAGCACAUCUCAGAGGAGUAGAAAGGAAGUGUUAGUUGUGGAUACCAAAUCAGGAAGUGUGAACUCUAUUACAUCAGGCACAUCAGAAGGUAGCUGGACUCUACUAGGAGUUCAACAGGAUCUGCUAGUGGUGAGCUGUUCAUCUCCCAAUUGCCCUCCAAGUCUGAAAGUGGGUGUGCUCCCCCCAGCAGGGAGUGAGCUGAAGCUACAGUGGAUCAGUGUGGAGGAAUCUUCUGCACUACCUGACAUGGAAUGGAAAAUCCUCACAGUGGAUCCUGCUUUGUCUGAGAAGGGCAGCCCAUACACUGACCAAUCGUUUGAAGCCAUAUUGCUGAUUCCUCGGGGAAGCAAGCAAGGAGAAGAAGGCCGUUUUCCCCUUGUGGUUUCUCCACAUGGUGGUCCACAUUCAGUUUUUGAUGCUUGCUGGCGUCCAACUAUGGCAGGUCUCUGCCGGCUGGGUUUUGCUGUGCUUAUGGUGAAUUACAGGGGUUCCUUGGGUUUUGGCCAGGACAGCAUUGAUUCACUCAUUUCUCAUAUUGGAGUACAAGAUGUGGCGGACACUCAGCUGGCAGUAGAUGUGGCACUGCAGAUGGCGAAUUUGGACCCAAAUAGAAUUGCCUUGUUGGGAGGCUCUCAUGGUGGCUUUAUCUGUUGCCAUUUGAUUGGUCGGUUUCCAGAGAAGUACAAAGCCUGUGCAGUCAGAAAUUCCGUCACCAAUAUGGCCACUCUACUGGGGACCUCUGACAUUCCCGACUGGCGGUACGCUUCUCUAGGUCUGCCAUACUCCUAUGAGCGGAUUCCUACGGAAAAGGAUCUGGCUGCCAUGCUGCUCUCCUCCCCCAUUAUUCAUGCUGCAAAGGUACAAGCACCUCUGCUGCUAUGUGUUGGGGCAAAAGACCGUCGAGUGUCUCCUUACCAAGCUUUGGAAUAUUACCGUGUGUUGAAAGCUAGAGGAAUCCCUGUGCGACUGAUGUGGUAUCCAGAAGAGAAUCAUGCCUUAAGUGGAGUAGUAGCUGAAGCAGAUGUAUUUAUGAACUAUGCCCAGUGGAUUACACAUCACCUUUUCAGAAACGUAGAUUGAAAGUCAAUUGCCAACUAAAUAUGAAGACAUCUAAGUUGCUUACAGUGAUCUUCACAAUGCGUCAGGAGUUUCUUUUUCCCCAACUCAAUUUACAAUCAGAUUGUGGACAUCUGAAGAUUCUUCUUUGCCAAUAAUCCCUUCAAAAUGUUUUUAAGGAAUUCUGUUAAUAAUGUUAAAAAUAUCUACUCAAAUCCUGAUUCUGAUUGAAAAAUUGAUGUCUGAUAACUGGUCUUCCAAAAAAAGCUUUGCUAUUAGAUUGCUAAAUGAUAUAAUCAAUCAAGCCAACUUGUUUAUUUGAAUAGAUGGAUAUGCUGACAUAAUCCAAAGGAAAUUCUCCAAUAAGGCUUCUCAUUUGCAACUGAAUACUUUUUAGUGGGUUGGUUUUAUAUGUGAGCAGGUCUCAGCA